Molecule: messenger RNA, 758 nt
Organism: Python bivittatus (Burmese python)
Lineage: Eukaryota; Metazoa; Chordata; Lepidosauria; Squamata; Pythonidae
Gene: NOG
Product: noggin
Biological process (GO): negative regulation of BMP signaling pathway; dorsal/ventral pattern formation; osteoblast differentiation
Source: RefSeq, a predicted model, not a curated record
CUCCGACCGAUGCCUCUGCCCGGGCCCGCUUCUGGGUGAACCCUGUCCCCCUUUCCCCUUCCCCUCCCUCUCUCUCUCCGAGCAUGGAUCAUCCCCAGUGGUUGGUGACGCUUUACACGUUGGCGGUUCUCCUGGGUCUCCGGCUGGAGCAGGGCGCUUGCCAGCACUAUCUUCACAUCCGACCGGCCCCCAGCGACAAUUUGCCCCUGGUGGAUCUAAUCGAGCACCCGGACCCUAGCUUCGAUCCCAAGGAGAAGGACCUGAACGACACGCUGCUGAGGACCCUCCUGGGCACCCAUUUCGACCCGAGCUUCAUGGCAGUCUCCUUGGCCGAGGAUCGCCUUGGCGGGGACGACCUGGCCGAGCUGGACUUGCUGCUGCGGCAGAGACCGUCCGGGGCGAUGCCCAGCGAGAUCAAAGGCCUGGAGUUUUACGACGGGGGGCUGCAGGCGAGCAAGAAGCACCGGCUGAGCAAGAAGCUCCGUCGGAAGCUGCAGCUGUGGCUGUGGUCGCACACCUUCUGCCCCGUGCUCUACACGUGGAACGACCUCGGCAGCCGCUUCUGGCCACGCUACGUGAAGGUGGGCAGCUGCUUCAGCAAGAGGUCUUGCUCCGUCCCGGAGGGCAUGAUUUGCAAGCCGGCCAAGUCCGUGCAUCUGACCAUCUUGCGGUGGAGGUGCCAGCGCCGCGGGGGGCAGCGCUGCGCGUGGAUCCCCAUCCAGUACCCGAUCAUUUCCGAGUGCAAGUGUUCCUGCUAG